Molecule: messenger RNA, 2601 nt
Organism: Trypanosoma grayi
Lineage: Eukaryota; Euglenozoa; Kinetoplastea; Trypanosomatida; Trypanosomatidae
Product: putative conserved oligomeric Golgi complex subunit 5-like
Exons: 1
Coding region: 1-2601 (866 amino acids)
Biological process (GO): intra-Golgi vesicle-mediated transport
Cellular component (GO): COG complex
Source: RefSeq, a predicted model, not a curated record
AUGUUCACCGACAGCAUGUUGAUGAGCCCCGACUUUGACGAGGAGGCGUACCUGCGCUACGCUCUGCACGCCUCCAACUGCCAGGCGGAGCAGGCGCGGCUCGCGUCGUGCGCCAAGGCAGUGCGGGAGGAUGUGCACAAGAUCCUCUCAGAGAACGCGGAAGACAUGGUUCAACAAGUCACAGCUGCCUGCCGAGCCCAACGUGACGUCGCGGCCGUGCGACAGGCCACAUCGUUUCUUGUGCAAUCUACUAGCAGACUUCGGCACACCAUACAAGAGCCGCAUCGUGUGAUCAACGCAAGCAUCACCAAACUGGAGAACACAAACGCCGCUCUGAAUUUCCUACGGAACAUCCUCAAAUUCAUUGGUCUCACGACACGGUUGAAGAGUCAGCUCCCACACGACCUUGCGCGCGCCGCCCGGACACUUCGGGAGGUGGAGGAGUUGAUGCAGUCCAGCAGCAUCACCGGCAUCGAGGUGGUGGAUGCCCGUAUCGAGGCGGUGGAGCGGGCAGCGGUGACAAUUCGCACCAGGGCGCAGGAGAUGCUGCGACGGGGGGAUGCACAGGACGCGUCUAGUGUUGCGGUGCCGCUGCAGUGCUUCUUCACACUCGGGAACCUCCCACGUGUGCUCAGUAGCCUCAUGACGGAACAGAAGCGGGAGGUAAUCAAGUCGCUGAUGAGGGACUUGGAUCUGCAGACAAUGACAGACGAAAUUAAUCAUGGAGACAACAGCAGUGCCAAUGAUAUAAGCGCGCGGACACGUGACGUUUUCUUCUCGCGCCUCCAGUCGGCCCUGACAAACACGACACAGCACACGCAAGUGGUCGUGGCCGUGUGGCGUGUGCUGGUGAAGAAGUUGGAUCCUGUCACCCACACGCCGUAUCUUAGCGUUGUGGAGAACCCAACGUCAGCGCUGGGCGACUACUGGCACUUAGUCACGGAGAAACUCCGCGAGCGUCUGCAGGCUGCACAGAAAAGACCCAAUUUCCUCGCCGUGAUGGCAGCUGAUGUCCUGCAAUACCGUAAUCUUCUGCAUACAUUCCUGGGCAAUAUGAGAGGCCUCUUGGAUGUACUGGAUCGGCUGAUGGAGAUGGACGCGGCCGCGAUGAAACGAGCGGGCAGGCCAUCAUCACCAGUUAAUGCCUCCCCCGGUGGCGUGGAGCAGGUGAAACGGACCUGGCUUUCUCAGGUGACACAGGAGGUCAAUGAGCGCUUUGCCGCACACAUCACGGAUCGCCAUCGGGAGAGGCUGCACCACAUACUUUCAAAGCUACCAUCUAUCAUUCCGACUGCAAGCAGUCGACCUGUUGUGAAUGCUGUUGUGGAUCUCGACCGACCACAGGUUCCUGCUGCGGCGUACGUGUUGGAUACACGCGGGUACACGGCAAUGGCAACACAGGAUGUGACGAGUUACCGUCAAGACCCGCAUACACUUUCUAUUGUACUUGAGUGCAUUCUGCAGUGCCUCGCAGCGUUCAUGCAGCCCGUGACCGAGGCGAUGAGCAAGUGGCCCCUUCCCCCACUUCCCUCGGUUUCGGGUGACCCCACGGGGCCACAGAUGCUGCACAUUUGUGUAAGUAAUGCAUGCACACUUCUUAGCAACGACUUAGUGUCCAUGCUGGCAUCCCUGCCGGAGGAGGAGCUCUUCGCGGAAGACCGUGUGACGGGGCGAUGGUUGUCUGGUGGUAUGAGGAGAACCGAUCAAGAGAAGGGGAGUCGCGACGAGACUGCAUCCAACGCACGAGAAAAUGUGAUGGAGAAGCACCGCCAACUCAGUGAGCUUGCCGAUAAGUUAAAAUCGAUCAGUAAGAAUACUCUGGAUCCCUUCUUUAGUUCAGCGUCGGUUUUGCUUCUUGGCUGUGUUUCCAUGUGCGUAGAUGGAUCGCUGGGACAGGAGGCCGCAGGGGUCAGGCAGCUGCAGAGCCAAAUCCGGCACUUCAUGUCUCACUUUUAUUAUCUUUUUGAGCCACAGACUCCCACUCUGGAUGAAAACGUGCGGAGGAUCACUGAUAGCCUUCUUGCAAGGCUCAUUGUGACGGUAACGCUGGUGUGCCCCUACACUACCGGUAAAAAGCAACAUGUGGUUGGUUGCCUCCAGCAGGUUUCUCGUGUGGUGUUGUCCUUCGGUCCGACGAAUACACAUGGAACAAUGGGCCGAAGCACAAUGUCACUCAAGGGUCAGCUGCACCAGCUGACUGUCUGGUAUGAGCUGUCAGAGGACGUCUCGGAAAAGUCAAGGGAGGAGUGGCAUACUUUUCUUGCAAUGCUUCCUCCUGUGGUGGCCCGAUUGCUGCUGCUGCAACGCGUCCCACAAAAUCCAGCCAAAGGCAAUAAACCUCACGUCGCAAUGGGGGUGACAUCCGAGAGUUUCGUGGAGAUAGUUGAGGCCGCUUUGCUGGAGCAGGCUCGUGUUGGCCAAGCACUACAGAACGGCGUAGGCGGCACGAAUAGCGGCGCUGAAGCGACGACGCGAUUGGGCGACGCGAUGACUGCUCUGGAGACGUGCUUCCACGAGGCCGCCACCGCCGCACGUGCAGACCCCGCGGGAGAGCCGAUGGUGCGCUGGGCAGAGGAGCAGUGGGGCCUGAUGCAAGGCUAG